AGAGCAUAAAGAGUUCCAGUAUAUAUACCUCCUUAUGCAAUUGAGGUCCAUCAGACUGUAGUCCUUCAGAAGAAACAGAAAAGAGUUUCUUAGAAAGAAAUGCUUAUACCAAUUAUACUUCUGCACUUGGCUGCUGUGGUGCAGCAAUCUCUAGAACAGGGUACAUUGAGUAAGAUUACUGCAGAGAAGCAGAAGGAAAUUCUUGACAAACACAAUGCCAUCAGGAGAGCGGUUCAGCCAACUGCCAGCAAUAUGAUGAAAAUGACAUGGAGUGAGAAAGCCACUGAGAGUGCCAAAAAAAGGGCUGAAAAAUGUACACCAAAUGUCAGACUUAAAGAGGAGCGAACUGUGGAUGGUAUUGUCUGUGGUGAGAAUGCAUUGCAAUCAUCAUCUUCCUACCCUUGGUCAAAAAUAAUCCAAAUGUGGCAGAAAAAAUCAUCCAACUUCCAGUAUGGUGUUGGGGCAAUUGGCCCUAAAAAAGAUAUAUAUAGCUAUACUCAGAUCAUUUGGCAUAAUUCACACCAGAUUGGAUGUGGACUUGCCUACUGUGAAUCAGGAAACUCCCCCAUGUACCUCUACGUCUGCCACUACUGCCCUAGGGGGAAUUUGAUACAACAAAUUGCAACACCAUACACAGAAGGUCUACCCUGUGGAGACUGUCCUAACAACUGUGAGGAUAAACUUUGCACUAAUCCAUGCACAUAUGUGGACUUGAAGACAGACUGUGAAGCUAUUAUAGAUUUGUUCUCAUGUGAUAUACCGGAAUUUGAACAACAGUGCCAAGCCACCUGUAAAUGCAAGACAGAAAUGGAUAUAGAUUAA
This is a messenger RNA of Sceloporus undulatus (fence lizard), 822 nucleotides long. RefSeq names its product cysteine-rich venom protein kaouthin-2-like. Gene Ontology annotation, cellular component: extracellular region. The transcript is spliced from 8 exons. Bases 100 to 822 code for a protein of 240 amino acids. The record is from RefSeq and is a predicted model, not a curated record. Lineage: Eukaryota; Metazoa; Chordata; Lepidosauria; Squamata; Phrynosomatidae.